AUGGCUGCGACCGUUGCGCCUUCACAUGCGGGUGGCCUGCCAUCGUCAUCGGGCAUUUCUGCGCCGUCGCAUUCCGCAACCUCGCAUUCUCACUCACAAGACGUUUCGGGCACAUUAACACCCUCCACACCAAGCUCGUUACCACAGACUCGUAAGCUCAAUCUUCGAGACUUUAGACGAGUUCGUACACUAGGGACCGGAACCUUUGCCCGUGUCUGUCUUGUCCGUCCCGCCACAACCGCGCAUAUCCCCCUCGAUCACCAGCUCAACCCCGAAGUCUAUGCCCUCAAGAUCCUCCGAAAACCUGAAGUCAUUCGUCUCAAACAGGUCGAUCAUGUCCGCCACGAACGUGCUAUCCUUGCCGACGUUGCUGGCCACCCCUUCAUCACCAAUCUAAUCGCCUCCUUUUCCGACCAAGAUUCACUCUACAUGUUGCUCGACUACGUCCCCGGCGGAGAAUUAUUCACAUACCUGAGGAAGUUGCGUCGCUUUGAGGAGCCCGUCGCUCAGUUCUAUGCCGCUGAAAUUGUUCUCGUUCUGGAGUAUCUGCACGAACAGCAAGGUGGCAUCGCUUACCGAGACCUCAAGCCUGAGAACCUGCUUCUGGAUCAGGAGGGUCACAUUAAGCUUGUCGACUUUGGCUUUGCUAAGCGACUCGGUUACCAAGAAGACAACCGUCCCGUCGAGACAUAUACACUCUGUGGAACACCCGAGUACCUCGCCCCUGAGGUAAUCCAAAAUAAGGGUCACACUGGCGCAGUCGAUUGGUGGGCAUUGGGUAUCUUGAUAUAUGAAUUCUUGACGGGGUAUCCGCCAUUCUGGCACCAGAACCCCAUCGAGAUUUACAAACAAAUUCUAGAAAAGCCCGUUGUCUUUCCCCAAGAUCCCCCUUUAUCAGAGGAGGCCAAGGACAUAAUUCGGUCCUUUUGUACAGUCGAUCGUUCUCGGCGCCUGGGUAACAUCAGUGGCGGUGCGGCUCGAGUGAAAUCUCACCCCUUCUUCCAUGAUACCAAUUGGGAUGACACAUUCAACCGCCGACACAGGGGUCCAAUCCAGCCCCCAAUACGAUACCCGGGCGAUGCACAAUGUUUUGAUGUCUAUCCCGAGGACGACGGUUCCCGUGAGCCAUAUGGUCGCGAUAUGGCGGAGAAAUACGACCCCUACUUCGCCGAUUUCUAA
Molecule: messenger RNA, 1179 nt
Organism: Fusarium sp. VM40
Lineage: Eukaryota; Fungi; Ascomycota; Sordariomycetes; Hypocreales; Nectriaceae
Source: the annotation of a GenBank genome assembly